AUGGGAAACUUCAGAGGUGUAUGUAAGAAGAUUGAUCACUUCCCAGAGGACGCGGACUAUGAAGCAGAUGCUGCUGAAUACCUCCUCCGUGCUGUGCGUGCCUCCAGUAUCUUCCCCAUCAUGAGCGUGGGCCUGCUGUUCCUCGGGGGCCUCUGUGUGGCCGCUAGUGAGUUUUACCGGAGCCGACACAACGUCAUCCUCAGUGCAGGAAUCUUCUUUGUCUCCGCAGGUCUCAGUAACAUCAUAGGAAUUAUUGUCUAUAUCUCAGCCAACUCGGGUGACCCGGGCCAGAGUGACAGCAAAAAGUCCUACUCCUACGGCUGGUCCUUCUACUUCGGCGCCCUCUCCUUCAUCAUGGCAGAGAUGGUGGGCGUGCUGGCCGUGCACAUGUUCAUCGAGAAGCACCGCAAGCUACGGGCCAAGUCCCGCACCGAGCUCAUCAAAAAGUCCGCCUUCAGCCGCAUCCCUUCCUAUCGCUACCGCUUCCGGCGUCGCUCCAGCGUGCGUUCCUCCGAGGCCCCCAGCCGCGAUGCCUCACCGCUGGGUAAAGGUGGCUACACAGGGCCCGCUGCCUCCGAGAUGCCCAUGUACACGCUGAACCCCCGCGAGGCAGGCAACGCCGGCACCAAACCUGGCAGCGGCAUGGGCGGGCUGCUCAACUCAGAGAGGGAGUUCCUCCAGAGCAGCACGCUCACUAAAGACUACAGCAAGGACCCCAACCGCAGGACCACGCCUGUCUGAGAGGUGCUGGCUGCAGAUAUCGCCCAAUCAGAGUAUCAAAGAGAAGGAUGAUGAGAAAUACAGGGGGAAAGAAAACGCAGGGGACACACAGGGUUACGGGGGUGGGAGCGGGGUUUGAUAAACUUUGACUGUGAACUGUGAACUUUUAGCCUUUGAACUGUGAAUCCUGAGCCCUGUGAGAGUUCCGAUGUGUGUAGCAGGGUCGGAUUUGAUGGAGAAGUUGUUCCCAACUCCACUUUACCACAUAUCACUGUAGUUAUACCUGUAACUCCUUACAUAUGAAGGCACAUUCAAUUUAUGUUCAUGAGUUCAUAAAUUGACUCUCUGGCUUUUUUUCGAGGGGGAAACGGGAUUGACGGGAGUUUAAAAGCAUAUCGUAAGUGGUCUGCUGUUUGGGGCAACUUCUCCUACAUAAUGAAAAUAAUGUGAACUUUAAAGGAGAAGGGGAAAGAGGUGAGAUCUUUGACCUUUUGACCUCUGUCCUCCUGACCUUUUGGAUAGCAGUUGGAUUAGUGCAGGGAACAGCCUUAGAGCUCCGAGCUGUCUCUCUCAUGACCAUACUAUUUAAAAGUGCGGAAGUUAACACCUCAGGAACAGGAUCGAUUCAUUUUCAGUUCAGCUGGAUUCAAAACAUUCAUCGAAGAUGCAGUUUUGUCCGCUCAUGGCAGCACAUUUGUGGCACCAGUUAUUAUUUUCUACACAUAUUGUAUAUAUAUACUCCUUUCAUACUGAUUGAUGGAAAAGUUCACCUCAUCACUGACUGAACUGAAACUGAAUUGAGCUCAUUCCUGGUAACAUUUACCCCCAUCUCUCUGAUCCCAGGUCAGCUGUUAAACCUGCAUUGUGGUUUUUUGAUGAAAGGGAACAAAUACACUGACUACAGAUCAGCCGUUAGGGGGGGAGAGGUGUGACACAACAAAACUAAUGAAUCUCUUUUAGAUGGUAGAUCAUUGGUGCUUCCUUUUAACCCCCGUUUUUAGCCACACAAGUCAUCUCUUGAUUUAUUUUUUUCACCAAAAACUUAAAGAGAUGAUCGAAUAUUUGUCUGUCUGUCACCGUCACUUCUCACCUUCCACGUUUUCUCUGUGUAGCCCCAUAACUCACUUCACCGCCACCCUCUGCACACCUCCUCUCACCCUCUCUUUCUCUUUUAGGUCCUGUCUUCCGUCGGUGUCGCUCGUAGACUAGUUAGGGUUUCUGGAGGUCAUUGGUUCAGGGUGCUGUGGAGAGGAGACCGCUGAGCUGUGAACAUGCUUUAAGGCAGAGCCAAAAAGACAUUUAACAAAACAGAUGGACAUUUUUUUUGUUUGCCCACUACCUCUUGGUGAAUAUAUUUCAGAUGAGUUUAAUAUAAAGUUGUCUUUUCUUGCCAGAACAAUUGUCAACGAUUUCAGCUGCAGAAAUAAACGCUGAGAAAAUGCUCCCUUCACUCUAAAGUUCACGUCUCUCUACUCCAGCGGAGGAGCUGCUGAAAUUGAAUUUGUAUGUGGCGCACAAUUUAAAGAUAAAUAGAUGGAAUUGGCAGAAGUCCCAUGUAUUAUUCAGAGGAUUUGUGCUCCAUCCAUUCAGCUGUCACUCACGGCCUCUCCUCCUCUUUAUCUCCCUUACAUGUGCACAUACUGUAUACAACUACACAAACACAAGCCUACACACACACAUCUCCUGGCUGUGACAUGCACAGACAGUCACCGUCCUAUCAUAUUUCACCUGUACAGUUUUUACUGUGACAGAUUCUGGAGACACCUCAGUACAUUUACAUUUAUCUCCCUCAGACAUAUACACAUAACAAUACUGAAGUUGGUGCACUCUCUGACACUCUCUGUAUAUUCUGUGCUGAUGCCCAGACACACCACACCGACAUCAAAGAACUAGUGGAGACAAAGGCCGAUUGUUGUGUUGCCUCCUGUCGCCUGGGUCUCGGCCAGAAAGAUGCACUUGAACACACUGUAAAGACGACAGCCAACGGCCAACAAGCACAUACAUAGCCUGUGUGCGUCAUUAAAAAAGGGAAGCUGGAAGACAAAACAGGACAGAAUCAGGACACUAGUUAGCCAGUUAGCAUAUUAACAACACAACCUGAUGUUGACAGAACAAAGGAUAUUUACCGUGCGCUAGUGAACAACAACACAAACAAUUACAAAUCGUUUCCACUAAAGAGCUCAGUGCCUAAAUUAAAAAAAAAUAACGUACCUAAUACAACAAGUUUGUUUUGAUCUUACAUCCUCUUGACUUUGUUUGUUUGUUUUAUCUUUUUUCUUUUUGUUUUCCUCACUUCCGUUUCUCUUCUCAUGCGCUGAACUGAACUGCCAAUCAGAGUGAUUUCUCUCAGCAACAGGCUCGGGCAUACCUAUUGUCGAUUGAACAUACUAAAAAACAGCCAACUAGUACCAAGAGUAUGGGACACACCAUGAAAACUAAGGUGACCGAUGCUCACCAACAUGUCGACAUCUACGUAUGGCCGACUGUCGACUGUGUCAGGGCCCUUAUGUUGUGUUCACGUGGGCGCCAAUAAAACAAGCAAGUGAAUUACAUGUAAAGUCAACAACUUCCCAGUGCGAUGGACAUGAUGGACGCAAUGCGAAAUACACCAAAUAUGCUAAUAUAACCAGCGUAAAUUAAGCAAGUAGCGCAAUUUCAUGUCAUACGUUUAUUUGCGGGAGUUGAAAAAUCUGAACUUCAGCGACCAAUUCGUGCUGCUAUAGCCAGUCAGCAUUGAGAUUCUCUGAGGACUUAUGACGCCCAGGACGUACCAGCAGAAGUUCAUUCAUCCAUUCAGUGAUUUCACGUGAUUUAUUUGCGCAUAUGAAGCGACUCAACGCAUAAUAUUCUAGCGUUCAAACUCACGCGAGUAAUAUUUGGUGUGAACGAAGAUGAGAGUAGACAUGUUACAUACUGUAUUCGUGCUGUUUUUGACUGGGAACUGAUUAGUUCCUUAUUGAAACAUACUGGAACUCUUGUUUCAGUUACUUAAAUACACAUUAUCGGGCUUAAUUUUUGACUCCGAAAUCAUUCUUUAAGUACCUCUCAUUUUCUUAUCAGGUUAACCACAUGUAGCUACGAUCUCCCAACAGUUGGUGAUGUAUUGCUACUUCCAUCCAAUGUAAAUGCUGGUAAAGAAUUAAUGGGUAAAUCGGCAACAUAUUCUUAUUCCAGGUCUUAAAAUACCAACACUCUCUUGUGCCAUUGGCGUCUGAUGUACCCUUUAACAUCUGUAUGUGACACACAGCUGUCUCCUGGGCGAAACUUGUAAGACGUGGUUAAAGUUGUCACGGUGUGUUUAGGCAACAAAACUACUUGAUUAGGUUUAAAAAACAGAAUGUUUGGAGUGACUUCAGUCCAUGAGGUUAUGUUUAAACAGUAUUGACUUUACGUUAAAACAACAUUGAGUUUUGGUAUCACACAGGACACAAACAACAGUGUCCUGGGUCAAAGUCUGUGUUUGUUUGACCCAACCACCACUGCCCUACAUGGACUUUCCUCACUCUUUAUACAAGGUCAGUUGCUCUGAGCGUCAAAUGUUGCUGCGCAUGGAUUUACAUUAGAAUCAGCUGAAAGCGCAGUGCAUCCCAUAGAGGUGCCUUGGGGUGCCUCAGGGUCUGUGUCACGCACCAAAGGGCAUGACAAAGCAUCAGUGUUUGAAGACCUGGAAGUGAGAACAGGCUGAAAUUUCCUAAGCUGUUGCAACACGUAUGAAACCCCCAAAAGGCAUCCACUUUAUUACAGAUAGUGUCAUCUGAGCUCACAUUAAACCAUUUAUCACAUCACUGGACAACACCUGAUCACACACACACACACAGAUACAAGGGGAGGAGACAAAAUGGCCAUAAAACAAAGAGAAAGGGAAAGUGCCGCAGAGAGUUGAGACAGCAUGAGUAGCUAGUGUAAAUGUUAACAGCAUUUUUCUCAGACUUUUUCUGGGGCUGUGAGCAAAAAGGUGAGCGUGACACUCAAAGAGGGGGGAAAAAAUGCAUUUUUGUUUCCUUCUUUACCUCCCUGAGCCACCAUUGCACUGUUUUGUAUAAACUAACCAUGAAACAUCACCAAGCUGAAACCGUCACACCACUACUUUGAGACCCUGAUAAUAAAAGAUGUUUUAAAUCUCAGUCACACUGUUUAAUUUAUGGCGCUGCUGUUUUAUCCGCUGUCUUUUACGCCAUACGGGGAGCUUAAAGGGACAAACGUGCAUCAUCACACGAACUUGCUCUCGCUGUCCUCCACAUGUAAAUAUUAAUUUUGCAAGCUAACUACAACAUCAGCAGUUGUCAUGGGCUGUGAAAGGGAAAAAACUGCUUUUCUCCAAGCAAGGGCUUUUAAUUUUUAAAGGACAGGAGCACACAAGGGCUUUUUAUGCUCAGCGCUGCAGUGGCGUAGUUUUAAGGGUGUUAUGCGGAAAGAAAGGCAAAGUACAUUUGCACAGGAACGACCGUUUUUAAACCAGCUGAAUAGCUAACUAAAGAGACAACACGCUUCAUGCAGGAGAGAAGCGGAGGUAGAGAAAAUGCAAAGACUGUACUCUUCUACUCAUGUUAGCUACAGGUUAGCCUUUAGCUGCUUUUUUGGCUAACGUUAGGUUAGAUGGGUAACCUUCUGAAGUAAUUAGAGAUUAAGAAUAUUGCCUUAAGCAGAGGUAGAAUAAUUUUAAUUAAGGAUUAAUUGAGUUAGCUUAAGGAUCAAACAUAUAUUAGCAAACUAUUGUUAAUCAUACUUGGUGCCAAAUAUUACUCAAAAUGUUUAUCAUGGCCUCCAGGUUAGCUUUAGCUCAUAGCUCCAAGUACUCUUUUUUGCGUAGGACUUCCUGCAGUAUACCGACUCAGCAGUAGUAGCUCAGCACAUCAGAGGCCCCCGCGGACCCUGAGGGUCUGUCAGGGGUCAGAGUUCAGAAUCGCAUCCAUGAGCCAUGUCAGCAUUGACCUUUCAAACCAUGCAUGCCAUAUCCAUCUGCUUCCAGUGCUUACAUUCGCUGUAUCUCUUAAUCGAGUCUCAAAUGGCACCCUAAUCUCUAUCCUCCGUGGGGACACUGGACUGCUACAUUUAUAAGACGCCUUAUAAGGGUGUGUCGGCCCGUAAGCCUGUGCUGUGUUUAACGAUGUUUACUCCAAUAGAGCACGGGGUGCUUUUUGAGACUAGACCUCUGUCUAUCUCUUCUUACCGCCAUACAGCUUUGAUACUCUGAUAUCAACAACAAAUAAUUGUAUUAUUAGUAAAAAAAAAUUAUUCUACUCUAAAGGUGCCACUGUGCAGAGGAUGAAACACUCUGUCACAUAUUAUAGUUAUUAAUCUAUUAAUGGGGGGUUUGACUGAAAGGGAGCAGAGUUGGGAAGCAGGGGUCGUAGUCUUUGUAAUAUUAUAUUAUUCUAGUUUCAUUUUCUACUUUGAUGUGGUUUGUGAGAUUGUGUUGUUUCGAUCACAUCUGAAGCCUCUGACAGGAGGAGGGGGAGAGACAGUGGAGCGCUCGGACGAUCUGUCGUGGACAUUAACCUCGCCUCACUGGUGCCGGAGGUCGACUUUACAGUUUGCCAGCGGGACACUCAACACUGACAGUGCAAUACACAACACAUACAUGCAUUCAAAGUGAGGUUGCUAUACUUCUGAGGACUUAUUGGCCCGAUGUACUGCAGGUAAAAGUUGUGUUACCUGGCGCAGGGACUGAAUACAGAAAACAAUGCGAUCCAAUACAGCAGUCUGUGAAAACAUACUUUUAUGAAGCUUGAAGACUCACAAGGGCAAAAUACAGGAUCAGUUUACAUCGUGAGGCACUCAAUUCAACCACAGCCUCAAAAAUACUAUAUGAACUAUUUGAGUCGCAAUCUCUUCAAGUGUUACCAAAAAAAUCACAGAAGUGAUGUUUUUGCAGGACUGCCAUGGAUUGCAUCACAUUAAACAUGGGUUGCUUUUGCUGUUUGCACUCCUAUGUAUUAUUUAAUGCCUAUUUAGAUGGUUAAAAAAUGUUAUUACAUAUUACCCUCCUCCCUUUCACUGUGGCUUCAAAAUCAAGUUCUCUGUCUUGGUCCUCUGUUGGCACUUUAAUAUUAAAGGAAUACUUCACCCCCCAAAUGACCAUUUGUGUAUCAAUUCCUUAACCUGUGUUAUGUUGAAUUCAUGACGACAACUUUUGUUUUUCUAGCACGCCUGCAGUGAACGAAGAUGAAUUGAAGUCAUCCGGGUCUGCGUUUAACAGCAGCAAAACUAUAUCGAAACAUAUGUUUACAAACUCGUACACAACUCAUGCAGUAUAAUCCAAGUCUCAUUUAUCCAAUCAUAUGCUUAUGCAUAUGGCCCAAACAGGCCGUGCUUUCCAAAACAGA
Molecule: messenger RNA, 7046 nt
Organism: Epinephelus moara (kelp grouper)
Lineage: Eukaryota; Metazoa; Chordata; Actinopteri; Perciformes; Serranidae
Gene: cacng3b
Product: calcium channel, voltage-dependent, gamma subunit 3b
Exons: 4
Coding region: 1-741 (246 amino acids)
Biological process (GO): postsynaptic neurotransmitter receptor diffusion trapping; positive regulation of synaptic transmission, glutamatergic; transmission of nerve impulse
Cellular component (GO): AMPA glutamate receptor complex; postsynaptic density membrane
Molecular function (GO): channel regulator activity; voltage-gated calcium channel activity
Source: RefSeq, a predicted model, not a curated record